AUGAGGGGCCGUCGUCCUCCGCUGUCGAAAGACAAUGCCGUCGAUACCAUCCCAGAAGAAGACGACCCCGCUCGAACUGCCUCACAUACGAACGUUGGUGGAGUAGCACUCAGGAAGAAGGCAACUGGAGUGAGGCACUGGCUCCUUCUUGAUUCAAUGGGUCAGGCCCAAGUUGUCGAGGCCGGUAAGCAUACUGUCAUGAGGCGAACGGGCUUACCUGCGCGCGAUCUUCGUAUCCUCGACCCUAUUUUAUCAUAUCCUUCCACCGUACUUGGCCGAGAGCGGGCUAUCGUCAUCAAUCUGGAGCACAUUAAGGCCAUAAUUACGGCACAUGAGGUGCUUUUGCUUAAUUCCAAAGAUCCAUCUGUUGCUCCUCUCGUCGAAGAGCUCCAACGCUGUAUCGUGCGGCAUCAUCACGCAACUGCAUCUCAGGAGGGAAGGGCAAAUUAUUUUGAUACGGAGUGGAGAAAUCUGUAUGAUCUGGGAGAGCCACAGUCAAAGGCCUCAACCAGCAGAGAGGUUACAGCCGACAGAAUACAUUCUCUUGAUAGCAGAGAUGGACUGAAACUCCUUCAAUUUGAGUUCAUUGCACUUGAGGCAUGCCUAGAGGCAGCCUGCAGUUCCUUGGAAAAAGAGGCAAGGACAUUGGAUGAAGAAGCGCAUCCGGCAUUGGAUAAGUUGACCACUAAGAUUAAUACUCUCAAUUUGGAACGUGUUCGCCAGAUUAAAAGUAGGUUGGUUGCUAUAACAGGACGUGUUCAAAAGGUUCGAGACGAACUAGAGCACUUACUUGAUGAUGAUGAAGAUAUGGCUGAAAUGUAUCUGACUGAUAAGAUGGAGCAGCAGCAGCAACUCGACAAUGCUUCGGUUAGCGAGCAAGCUGCUGUGGAGCAAGUUCUUCGGUCACAAAUGGAAGAUGAUGAUGAUGAUGAUGAGAGAGUUGCUGGUAUGAAAGCCAAUGAAGGUGAUAUUGAGCAGGACCAAUUUGUUGGAGGCAGAGAUAGUCGUGGGACCCGAACUAGCAAUGCACGAAGCGUUAUCAACAAACACCAUGAUGUUGAGGAACUUGAAAUGUUGUUGGAGGCCUAUUUUGUUCAGAUUGAUGGUACACUGAAUAAAUUAUCGACGCUGAGGGAGUAUGUUGACGACACGGAAGACUACAUCAACAUCAUGUUGGAUGACAAGCAGAACCAUCUUCUGCAAAUGGGUGUAAUGCUCUCAACCGCGACUCUUAUAGUAGGGGCACUCGUGGUCAUGGCUGGAGCCUUUGGAAUGAACAUUACCAUUGAGCUUUUCAAUGGUGACACCCCUGCUGACAAGGAAACUGGUAUGCGUAAAUUUUUAUUCACUGUUGGUGGUGGUACCACCGGUGGCAUCUUCUUGUAUGUUAUUGCUGUCGCUUGGUACAAGAACAAAUGGCUUCUAGACUGA
This is a messenger RNA of Lactuca virosa, 1431 nucleotides long. The record is from the annotation of a GenBank genome assembly. NCBI's taxonomy places the organism in Eukaryota, Viridiplantae, Streptophyta, Magnoliopsida, Asterales, Asteraceae.